This is a messenger RNA of Amoebophrya sp. A120, 7674 nucleotides long. The record is from the annotation of a GenBank genome assembly. NCBI's taxonomy places the organism in Eukaryota, Dinophyceae, Syndiniales, Amoebophryaceae.
GACUGGGUUGUCCACUCUCGUCAGCACGCAGCGUAGUAGAACAACCACGACGAAUGAGUACAGUAGAAGCUAUCGCUAUUCGACUAAAAGAACCGGCACCUCACCGAAAAAUCACAGUAGCCACCAACGACUUUUUGAAAACGAAAUCGCUAAGUAUAUUGAAACGCGAUACGUUUCCGAGCGAUGUGUGUCUCGGUAGUCCUCACAGCAGCUCCAGAUAAUGUCCGCGGUACUAACUCGCGCGUGACUUAGGAGCGCUCGAGCCGCAGCUGAUGAAAACCAGUAUGUCUCCGUUGCACCAGCGAGGGGAUGGAUUGCCUUCUAUGUUCGACCACCAGCCAGGUACAACUACUACGCAAAAAACCGCAACAGCUCCGUAUGCAAUUGCACAACCUGCACCACCUCCCAUGACGGGUAUUAACGGAAACAGUGUGUCGUCUAGUGCGGUGCACUACGACGGGGGAAUGCAGCCUGGAGAGCAGUGGUCUACGAGUAAUCCCCCUGGCGAUUACUACAACCAGUACAACUACACUAAUGGAAAUGCAAGUAGCAAUGCCUACCCAAAUCCAAGUGCAGCCCCAGCACAGAAUUACAACCAGCAGCAGCCAUUCGCCCCGACGCAGCAGGCUUCGCCCCAGAACAGAACUGCACCGGGUAUGAACAUGUACAACCAGCCCCAUUACCCCGGCGGCGCGUACCCGCAACCUAGUCCCGCAGGCAGCCAGCAGCACCCGAGCGGCGUGCUUACCGGCACUAGCAGUCCGACUUCCAGUCGCGCGACGCCGACGAGCUACAACCAGGCGCAGCAGUACAUGCCGCCUGCCAGGACCAUGCCACAAACACAAUCGCAACCCGUACCCCCGCCCGGAAAUACAGCAUACCAGGCUUUUGCACCACCACAAAGUACCGGAGGUCUCCCAUACAAUCCUUCCCCUGGUGUAGCGGGAUUAGCAACUGCUGCCAGCGGUGGAGCUCUGGUGCCUAACAGCAGCCCCUAUUUGAAAUCCGAUAGCACGACCACCACCGCCGCGACUUCGGUUGGCACUUUUCCACACCAGUCCUCCUACCCGGGCACGCCGGUCAUGUCUACCUCUGGCAGUGCAGCUACACAGCAAGCCACAACAGCGGCCAGCGCUUGGUCGGGAGGCACGGCAUCUGCUGGUGCGAACACAGCUUCCACAGGACUACAACCUCCCGCCCAACAGCAGCCCAGCGAGCCUCCUGGCAGUGCAGCAAUGGGUGGAUUGUGGGAUAAACCAACUGCACCGACGAGGUCCAAACCAUCGAGCGGUUCCGGCACACCUGUGCACAGCCAAGCCAACGGCAGUAGAACAGGUUUUGCUGCGCCAGUGCAGCCCCAGCAGACGCUUAGUUCUCAGCAACUGCAACAGCAGCACCCAGCAUCGGUUCCCGCCACGCCGUCUGGGUACACGUUGCCGUCUUCUAGCCAAAACCAGCCGCAGGUGGACCCUAGCAGCCACGGAGCUUACAGUGGAGGGCAGUAUCAGCAGCAGCAAUAUGACAACCCACAGCCGGACUAUCCACACCAGCAAGCCGGGGCACCACCUCCCGCUUCUUCUUCUUCACAAAGUCUUUACCCCCCUUCGUCUUCUACCUCCUCUUCGUAUCCGGUGCCAACACCAUCUGGACCCUACGGUGUGGCUGCAAAUGGCUACAACAGUGAUGCUGGUUACGGGACAUCAAACGGGACAACGAUGUCCGUAGCUCCUGCCGCUGCGCCGCCCUACAGUUCGCAACAGCUGCAGGCCCCGACGCAACCGCAAUCGCCUGUGGCAGCUGGUCGGCAGGCGGGUUCGAGCUCCUCCUAUCCAGAGCAAGCCUACAGAAGCAACGCCUACCCUUCGCAGCAGUCCUUCACGCAGACGACGGCCGCUGACUCCACCAGUAAAUCUGCAUCACCGCUCCAGACGGUGGAAGCUUUUGUGCAGGGAACCACGCCCUCACCGCCACUGAAUCGGCCCGCCAGGAACAACGAUAAUCAAAGAGGAGGUGGCGGCACGUCAUCAACCGCAAACUCAAAUAACCCGGGGCGAGGGCCGCCAGAGGAAUACUCUACACGCGACUACGAAAAUGCAUAUCGCGAACACAUGAUGGGCAACGCUGGUUCGCAAAAUCAGCAAGCGCAGCAAAAACAAGAGGAGGGGCGAGAAGAGACGGCGGAGGAAGCUUACCGGCGUAAAAUGCGCGAACGCGCAAACAAGGCAGCGCAGCAGCAGCAGCCGCAGGUGUUUUAGCUUUUUCUCUUACUUCAGGAGGUCUGGUCGCUUUAUUGGUCAAUGCCAAGGUAGUUGUUCACAAAGCUUAUGCUAUCGGUAUCAAUCUUUUCCACGGAACAACAAGUUUCUAAACCUAAAUUAUCACAGUCACAGACGACCGACGAUCGGCAGCAGAAUUCCGGAACUUCUGGUAGCCGGCGGAACAGCACGCGCCAGAGCAAGGACACCAGCCACAGCGAGCCCACGAGCUCUAGUUCACAGCAAGAAUCGCAGUCCUAUGACGAAUCUGAGGACACGGGCGACAUGUCUGGGUCCGUGCAGAUGCCGACGGUGAUUCCGAACGCGGCCUGUGCCUACCCCGUAUUCGAGCCGAUCACGGACUUCGAGCCCGCGCCGCUGCCUAUAGGGGCCGGUCCAUCGGCGCAAAGUUUUCCGUCUUCCGCCUCGAGUCAGCCCUCUCUGAUGCGGGCGGGGAGCAGCGAGCCGCCGCCGCUACCCGGCGGUAGUGCUACUGGAUAUAGCGACCCUUCGCUUCCGCCGCCCCCGCCCCCGCCCGGCGGUCAGCAGUACGGAGCUGUUCCACCAUACGGCGGGGCGACCGGCUCGACCGCACCUCCACCGCCCCCUGCGAGCCAUUCUGAUCCCUACAGUACAUACCCGCAGACCAACGCGCCGCCAUAUAGCGGGGCACCAGCUGCAGAUCCCUAUAGUCAGCAGCCAGUAUCGCAAAACUCGGUCUACAACAAUGCGAACAAUCCGAACUUUCAGCAGGGCGGCGCAAGCGCAAGCAGCUCGAACAGUCCGUCGAAAUCGCCAACGAAAUUGCCACCGGGCGCCACCGGUUUGGGCAUGGGCGCGAAUCCCAUGUACAAAGCCGGCGCACAGACCCGGCAGAAACAGAUGAAUACGUCGAAAAUAGACCCGUUGCAGAUACCGCGGCCGACAAACGUCGGGGUGCUGACCAGCAGCGGGAAGCAGUCCAAAACAUUCGCGACGGACAAGUACUCACUUACUGUUUUACCUUUUUCUUGAUAAUUUCAUUUUGUUGGCGAUGUUGCAAGUGAAGUCUUCACCGUGCAGUCCCCCUCCUGCGCCUAGAAUCUUUGCCAUUCGCAGAUUAUCGAAGAAAGAUUAAGAUGCUGAUGCAUGGCGUGGAAAAAGUUUAACUUUAAACUAUUUCCAGAUACGUAACGCCGCCAAACAUAACGAUUUCCUCUCGCUGCGUGUUCGUCGACAAAGGCAGUUGCAGUGCGCGGUUCAUCCGCAUGACCUGCAACCAGAUCCCGACCUACCACCAAACCGCUGACUGCACGCACGUCCCGAUUGCCGCCGUGGUCCAGCCGUUUGCUGCGUUGGCGGAGCAAGAGGCCCCUAUCCCGCUUCUCGACAAUGGGGACGAGGGACCGCUGCGGUGCCCGCGAUGCAAAGCCUACGUGAACGCCUUCUACAACUGGGCGGCACAGGGAAAGGAGGCAAACUGCAACUUCUGCGGGCAUUACUUCGAGGUGCCGAAGCCGUUUGUCUGCAGCUUAGAUUUCGCCGGAAACCGGAGGGACCGGAACGAGCGAGCAGAGCUCUGCACAGGCACGGUGGAUUACGUGGCGCCCAUAGAGUACAAAGCGUCGUGGAAAUUUCAUUCAUUGACCCUUCGUUGCGGCUCGUGAUGAUUCAUUUGGUCCUGGCCAUCCCCAUCAAAGGGAAAGAAUCACUUUUUCUACUUCCUCUUCAACCCAUACAGGUAUUACAGCAUGAAGGACGUCACCCCGCAAGUUCCCUACUACCUUUUCGUGCUGGAGGUCACCCGGGCCGCCAUGGACACGGGGUACGUGCACCAGGUGCUGCAAACCAUCCGCUCGAUGAUUCCGCAUUUUCCCGGCGAUUCCUCGCGCGUCGCCAUCAUGACGUUCGACAGCAGCAUACACUGCUACCACUUCGGCACCACCAGCGGUGAACCAGCAGUGAUUUUGCAGACGGACGUGGAUGAGCCAGACUUUGCACCGGCCAGCCCGGACACGCUCUUCGUGGACCCGAGGGUAUGGAAGUUUUGCUGGUUUUCGUUUUGUUUAAGCAAACAAAAGCUACUGCUGCUGCGCCUGCGGCUGCUUUACGAGGGGGCCUUUGAUUGCUGACGAGUGUUAUGACCUCCUUCGAGCGGUACAAAUAUGAAAAAAUUGAUCCCAUUACAGGAGGGCGGAUCUUCUCUGGAGCUACUUCUGGACUUGAUCCCAGGCUUGUACCGCGAAUCGACGGACUUCACCUCCUGUAGCGGAGCGGCGCUUACGAGUGCCGUGUCUCUAUUCAAAGCCCGCGGCGGGACGGGGCAAAUCAUGCUGUUCAUGCGAUCGUUGCCGACUAGAGGCGUGGGGUUGCAGGUGAAUCGGGAUGAUGUGCGGGUGUACUCCCAAGAUGACGAAUGGAAAGACAAAAUUGGCGAGCUGUAUAAAUUUGCUUUCCCUUAUUUCGCUUUUCAUGAUCGGCAGGAAAAAUCUAGCCCCGAUUCCGCGAAAAAACGGUGCUUCAAACUUGUUGAACCCUUUACCCAUACCAGGUUCCUUCCGCAAAACCCUACCUUUCACAAAGACCUGCUGGAGAAGUGUCUGGAUAUGGAUGUGUGCGUGGAUUGCUUUCUCCUUCCCGCCGAAAACCAAUACAUCGACGUUGCCACGCAGAGCUUUGUAUUGCUGUUCUUUCGCUACACAAUAGAUACUUGACCUUGAAGUUUGACCUGGUAUCAUGCAGGCGAACAUGAAUGACAUUCUCCGGUCAGUAUUUGAAAUUAUCGAUGCAAAAAACUCCACCAGCUCCCUGCCAAAUCGGGUGGCGAUACGUUCUUCUAUCCCAAUUUCAAUCUUCCGGAGCACGGCGAGCAGCUGCAUUACGAUGUGUCGCGCCACAUUUUGAGACGGCAGGCCUUCGGGUGCAGCUUGAAGAUCCGGACGAGCAGAGGGUUAACUGUAAAUAAAAUGUACGCUGCGUUCGAUCCGGUCUCGAGGCACGAGUGCAGUCAGUUUGAGGUACUUACUGGAGUUCUUGUGAAGAUUUGGUGUCGUGACCGUGAGGACAAAAUUAUGUAUUGACGCUGCGUGCCCUCAUCUGUCCUGAUUUGAAUGUUGAAAUCAAUUCGCCAAGAGCAAGGACGAUAAAGCACUUCAUUUGGAACCACGAAUACGUCCAUAAUCUAUCGUGUUGUCUGCCUCUUUUUUAGGUCUCCCGCCUGAGUUCCGAUUCCACGAUUUGCUUCGUGCUGAAGCACGAGGACCUGGUUGAAUCCGCCAAGCAUGCCUACGUGCAAGUGGCGUGUCUGUACACAAAUUUGAGUGGGGUGAAGUGUAUUCGCGUACACACGCUCGCCCUAGCGGCGACCAACGCACUGUCGUCCACAUUCCGCUACACCUGCGUGGUAUCAAAUGCAAAAGUGUCUGGGUCCGGAAGAAUGCAAGAUUUAUCAUGCAUAUUUCUCAUGACCCAUGAUCAUGAUGCCUGUAAUGCAUGGUGUAGCAUCGCAGACUUUUAGAGCGCUUCCUGAUGCACCUUCCGCAUGAGAAAUGCCCUGUCCGUGUAGCACAAAUUGCGCCCCUCUUGCUGGUCAUGCAAUACAAAUUUUUUUAGAGUCGAAAAACAGCAUGACAAGUUGCAAUCUUCCAGACCCAGACACUUUUGCAUUUGAUACGUGGACGCGUUGACCAAUGUGCUGCUGAAAGAGACCCUGCAAAAGGAACUCCAGCAACCAAACAGCCCGCAACCAAAGGCGCAGAUCGUAAAUACUUAAGCUGAUUUGAUGUUAUUUGUUCACUCCGGUCGGUGCCCUUACACUUAUUUGCAAUUUUUAGAAUGCUCGUAGCUUGGUUCAUCUUGCCAUGAUUGAAUGACAUAUAAAACAGGUGGACCAACUCGUAAACAUUCUACACGCGUACCGGGUAAAUUGCGCUUCCACAAGCAGCUACGGGCAGUUGAUCCUACCAGAGAGCCUCAAACUGCUGCCGAUGUACCUGAGCUCUAUGUUCAAGCAGAUGUGCUUCCGGCGGCGGAACCUCAAUUGCCGCGUAGACCACCGGUAUGCCGAAAUCGUCCAGCUGCUCAACUCCUGUGUCAUGCGCUCGAACGCGCUGCUCUACCCGAGGCUGUAUGUUUGCUGCUUGCGCGGAUGAUUUGCAAUGCAUGUUUCUGUGCAUGUUUUCCCUUCCUUGUUUGGUUCAGAAUGAUAUUAUGAUGAACAUAAACUUCUUUUGCUUCCGACACAAUAAAACAGCAUCCCCUUGCACCGCCUGCAAGAGAAGCACGGGCUCCCUGCGGACGCGGAAAACGUGCACAUGCCGAGCAACAUUCAGUGCUCCAUGGACCGCGUGUCCCUCCAAGGCCUCUACCUGUACGAAAACGGCGACAAGAUCGUUAUUUACGUUGGCCCGGACGCCACACCGGAGCUGCUGCAGGACUCGUUUGGUGUGGAUGACAUUGCGCACGUGCGAGGUUUAAACCUGGAAAAGCCACUCGGCGCCCGGAUCUUUGCGGUCUUGCAGCAGAUACGGAAGGAUAAAGGCUUGAGCUACCGCUGGAUGCGAAUGCAGUACACGAACGAGGAUACGCGCAUGCUGCUGGUGGAGGACGCACUGCGGCAGGAACUGUCCUACGUCGAUUUCCUUUGCAUGGUGCAUCGCAAAGUGCAGGCCAAGCUGGACACGUACUAGGGAACAUUGCGCCGGGCGUUGUGUGCCACGCCACAAAAAAAAGGCAUAUCCAUGCUCUACUUGUUCCCUCGCAAUUCUUUCUACUUUUUAAGGCUAAUUACUUCGAUACCGCAUCCGUAAAGCAUGCGCGAUUCUGACAUCAAAGAAACUCUACUAAACUUGUCAUUUGCUAUUGGCAUGAUCUUCAGGAAAAUUAGGUAUUCGGCUUACGCCUGUAUCAAUCAGUAUCUCUUGUACAAGGAACAAGAACUACGAAGAAGUAAAGGCCGCACCAGCGACGUAACAAUUACGCUCUGCGUUCGUGGGCGGUGACUUCAUCAUCAUACCUUUGAACAAUUUGCAUAUCGGGGCGCUACCCUGAACCCGAAGCAUCAAUAAUCCAGGAACACACACAGAAAUUUUGCGAGCAACCGCUUCAUCAGACAGGAGCUGCUUCUGUCUCUUACUUUUUGGACGAUUCAGAACACAGUCGCAACAAAAUGUCAGCGGUGGGAAGGUGCAAUAAUUGCACAAGUAGGCAUAUGCACACGACUUUUGCAGCCUGUGACUUCCUUAUCCUUUUUCUUAGCCUUGGAAUUUUCAUCGCCGAGACGAUUUUAUUCUAAGUAGCCAAUUUCGCGCUCCAGCCAAUGCCAAUCGCAUCGCGCAAAUGUCGAACAAAUUCUGCAAACUCUUUCAUAAAGAAAUCCAUCGGUGUAGCUCUCAAAAAUCUUGUCUGGUUCUUUGCAGAAACACAUCGCACCUAGAAGUGC